GUUUCCGAGUGUUCAAAGUGUCCGGCAUUUUUGCUUUCUCUUCCAGUGCAAAAUUAGUCAAAUAAUGUCGGUUCAAGCGACAAACCCAAACAAUCCUAUUGUUUUCUUCGACAUUACAAUCGGAGGACAGGAUGUGGGGCGGAUGAAGGUUGAACUCUUUGCUGAUGUUGUCCCAAAGACGGCAGAGAAUUUCAGGCACUUCUGCACUGGAGAGUUCCGGAAAGACGGUGUCCCUAUUGGUUUCAAAGGCUGCACAUUCCACAGAGUGAUCAAAGAUUUUAUGAUCCAAGGAGGUGACUUUGUGAACGGUGACGGUACUGGUAUCUGCAGCAUCUACAGAGGUCCAUUUGCCGAUGAAAACUUUCGGGUGAAGCAUUCUGGGCCUGGUCUUCUGUCCAUGGCAAACAGUGGUCCAGGGACAAAUGGUUGCCAGUUUUUCAUAACCUGCACUAAAUGUGACUGGUUAGAUGGAAAACAUGUCGUUUUUGGUAAAGUCGUGGAUGGAUUGCUGAUCAUGAGAAAGAUUGAGAAUGUUCCUACGGGACCCAACAACAAGCCCAAGCUCCCAAUCCUCAUUGCACAGUGUGGAGAGAUGUGAGGGGAAAAUGGUUCCGUACACAUGUAUUAUAGUACGUCCCAUUUGUUGACUGAUAAACUCACCCUGCAUAAUGCGUCUCAUGCAUAGCAUCUAUUUCCACACUGUGUAAAACCCAAAGAUUCAGCCCCAUUUUGUGUCAUGAGUGGAAAAUAUUUUUUUUAUUUUUUUUUUAAAUACAUAUCAAUAUAUGUGUGUGUCUGUCAAUAAAAUUCACACUUUAUUUGUGAAUCAAAACACCAUAAACUGUCGGAGAAGGUUGAAAAUAUGAUUUUUGUUGUUGUUGUUGCAACUUUCGGCUUGUGCUGUUAGGGGUCGCCACAGCUAGUCACCCGCAAAUUUGUUUGGCAUAAUUUUUAUAUACAUUUAUUUUUGGCACUAGAAAUUAAUGGUAAGAAUGAAUUGGGAAGAUUAAAUUCAAAUGUAUUAGAUGGCUAUACCCAUUUCAAAUACCCAUUUUUUUCCUAAUGGUAGAGUACAUUUACA
Molecule: messenger RNA, 1081 nt
Organism: Phycodurus eques (leafy seadragon)
Lineage: Eukaryota; Metazoa; Chordata; Actinopteri; Syngnathiformes; Syngnathidae
Gene: ppih
Product: peptidylprolyl isomerase H (cyclophilin H)
Exons: 9
Coding region: 65-598 (177 amino acids)
Biological process (GO): protein folding; protein peptidyl-prolyl isomerization
Cellular component (GO): intracellular membrane-bounded organelle
Molecular function (GO): peptidyl-prolyl cis-trans isomerase activity
Source: RefSeq, a predicted model, not a curated record